This is a messenger RNA of Portunus trituberculatus (swimming crab), 2333 nucleotides long. RefSeq names its product protein lin-37 homolog (gene mip40). The coding region runs from base 269 to 1042 and encodes 257 amino acids. The record is from RefSeq and is a predicted model, not a curated record. Gene Ontology annotation, cellular component: transcription repressor complex; Myb complex. The transcript is spliced from 6 exons. NCBI's taxonomy places the organism in Eukaryota, Metazoa, Arthropoda, Malacostraca, Decapoda, Portunidae. Gene Ontology annotation, biological process: negative regulation of transcription by RNA polymerase II.
CCUUGUAUUUGUUGACAUUGCUUGGCUGCCAAACCUGAAUGUGUAAAAGCCAGCACAUACCUUCUCCACGCCCACACUGCGUCAGGGAGGCCGGGGAGGACCAGGAAAGGAGACAUUAUAGAAAAGGAGAUCAAGAAUUAAACGGAAGCAUCAACAAAAGCACACACAGAUACGCAGGAGAGGAAACAGAGAGCGAGGAAGAUCAAGGGGGUGGCCGAGGCAUCAUCUGACGGGAGGGAGCGAGGCGGGCGUCACUCAUACCCACACCAUGUCCUCCUCCGGCGUGAGAGUCAAGCUGGAGAGAGAGGAGUCCGGUGGUGAUGUUGAUGCAGCGCGUGGGAGGUUUGAUGCGGCUCUCCAGGGUCUGAUGCAGAAGGAUGAGGAGUCUGAUUCUGAGAAUGAAUCAGACACAGACAGCAAAGUGAAAGUAUUCACCAAGGUCGGUCUGGCAAACCCACGCGGUGCCCGACCACCACGCAAACGUCGGAGGAAAGAAAUAGACCUGCGGGACUCCGGCUUCCACCACACGUUUGUGAUGCGCAUGUUUGACCGCAGUGUUGACUUGGCACAGUUUGAUGAGACGUCACCGCUGUAUCCAAUCUGCCGGGCAUGGAUGAUAAACCAGCCCCACAACUCCAGCCUCAAUGUGAAACAGGAGCCAGGGAGUCCCACAGCAGAGACUUUCAACAGCACAGAAGGCAGUCAAGACGGCGACUUUGUUGGUGAGAUCCUGUCAGAUGUCACCUCCACCAAUGCUGGGAAUGGGAAUGUGGUGGCCAAGCUGCCGAUGCCUGACCCGUGGCCGGAGGACCCCUCAAACAGAGACUUGAGGAUCCCAGAGCCAUUGCCACAUUCGCUCAACAGACUCAAUGAAAUAAAUGAUUGUGAGAACACACUGCCGGGAUUGCUGAUGACAGAACACCUCAAACGCUGGAGACAGAUUCGAAACCUUUGGAGAAAUGCUUCCAAAAUUAAUGACCAGCGAUACAGCAGCUCCUACUCCAUCCUGAAGGCAAUGUUUGACAGGGCACAUGAAGGAUGAAGCCGAGCUGAAGCCUUGAGGUUGUAAGUAUAUCUUGUAGAUACAUUGUAUUUUUUUUGACAUACCAUACUGCCUGUUGUGUUGACAUGCCUUUUGAAGACAAUUUUUACUACAGGUUUGUCAAGUUAUCUUGUUAGUAUAUUUUUAUUGUUAGUUCCCCCUCCCCUCCCUGACCACCUCUUCCUCUCUCUCUUUCUCCUUCCAAAGAAUCAUCCUUUGCCAAACAAGUGAUGUGACAAAAAAGAUAAAAUGCUCAAAAAACCUUAAUAAUGAUUUAUAAACAAAGACAAGUGAAAGUUCUCACAGCCUAAAAAGAAAAGAGAAGAAGCACAUUCCGUCACUGACAUCCAUCCUCAUACUGAAUGUUGUUGCUUUUUAUGAUAUAGAAAAAAUCAUUCUCAUUAUAUUGGUAAAUUUUCUUUUGGAAUUCAUUACCUUUCUGCCUUCCUCUGUGUCACAAGGCCUGCCUCAUUCAAAACUAGCCACUUUGAAGAUACCUGGAUAUUUGGAAUUUCUAAUAUUUUGAAGUGUAGGUCAAUGGUAUGGUAUGUUUGAAGGGAGUGUGUGCAGCAAUGCCUAGCCAGGGUGUUCAGGUCUGUACCACUGCCUUGUGAGUACAUGACCAGAUACUGCUCACAUGUCACAGUGUGCUGCUGCUGUCGCUGCAUCACCCCAUUGUUGUGCUUUUCUUUGUUUCUUGAAAUGCAGUGGAUGUGUGUAUGUGGAUAUUAGAAAGCAGAGGACUGGGUAAGAGGUUACAGCUGUUAAUUCACUGUGUUGUUUGAGGUUUUGAAAUGAAGUAGAGUUGUUCCUUGAGAUUGUGUUGUCUGAGGUUUGGAAGUGGAGUAGUAAUGUUUCUUGAGGCUACAAGGAACAUUGUAUGAUUGCAUCUAGGCAUCUCUGAGGCUUGCUGUGUGCAGACCAUGGCACCCUUGGUAUAAAUUAACCUUAAGAGUUAGCUUUUGCAUUGGCAGUCUUUGUUUGGCUCAGACCUGUGUGACAGUAAUUUGUAAGUGACACCAGGCUGCCAUUAUGAAGAUACAUUACUUAUUUAACUUUCCUUUUUGUGUCAGUUAACGUUGUCUUGAGUCAGUACGAGUACCAACUGCAGCAUCUUGGUGUAGGAAUGUUCUACUUUGUGAACUCUCUUGAUUGUUCUCUCAAGAGUGAUCCAAUGGCCUUUGUAUUUCCAUGAUCAUGUAGUGUCUAACUACUAAUUCCAGACAUUUGUUAUGACGAAUUACAAGAAAGAAAAGUUGUAAUUUCUGAUACAAUAAAAGGAAAUAAUUCA